AUUAACUGUUUUUUAUUUUUUGCCUCAAAAGCAAGAUCGAUUCGGUGAAAACGGACGACUUGAAGUUGUCAGUGUUUCUGAAUAUUUCUUCAUUGUUACUACCAGACACCGGUCUUUGCACUUUUGCCACAUGGUAAGGGUGAUGCAAGAACUGUAGGAAUCUGCGGCAAUUUCACGCAAUAUUUGUGGUAUUUAAAGACACACCAACCCACCUAGUGUUGCACAGCGAUGGAAGACAUGGCGGAGCAGGCACAGAACAUGACAAUCGGUGAGCUGUACACCUCUGAGAAGGAAGGUAGUGAUGAUUCAGGUGAUGGCACCCAGGGGAAACCCUUCAAAACAGUCUUACAGGCCAUCAGACAUGCAGGAAAAGAGCCAUUCCCUGCCAUCUUGGUUGAUGGAAAGAAGGAGGGACAGAGAUGGGAGCCUGUGUCUCAGGCCCAGCUGAAGAAGCAGAAGAAGAACUGGCAGAGGGAACAGCACAAGGCUGCUGACAAGGAGAAGAAGGAGGCAGAGGAUGCCAAACGUCGAGAAGAAAACCUGGAGGCGGCCAAACAGGUGACCAUCUCAGAGGACACCAGCCUGCCUGCUGCCAAAACGAUCAAGAUUUUGGAGGCGACAACCAACCGCAACUCACGUGUCAAGGUGAAAGCCUGGUGCCACCGUAUCCGCAGACAAGGUAAAAACCUGAUGUUUAUCGUGCUGAGAGAUGGAACUGGCUUCCUACAGUGUGUCCUGAAUGAUACUCUGUGUCACACCUACGAUGCCCUGGUUCUCUCCACUGAGUCUACGGUCUGUAUUUAUGGGAUCAUCAAGGAGGUGCCAGCUGGGCAACAGGCCCCAGGAGGUCAUGAGCUUCAUGCAGACUACUGGGAGCUGAUUGGUCUGGCCCCUCCUGGCGGGGCGGAUAACCUCAUCAACGAGGAAUCCCAUGUUGAUGUGCAGCUAGACAACAGGCAUAUGAUGAUCAGAGGAGAAAAUAUGUCUAAGGUGAUGAAGAUGCGCUCAGUGGUCAUGCAGUGCUUCCGGGAACACUACUUCAACAGGGGAUACUGCGAGGUGACCCCUCCCACCCUAGUGCAGACCCAGGUGGAAGGUGGCUCCACCCUUUUCACUCUCGACUACUUUGGAGAACAGGCCUACCUGACCCAGUCCUCCCAGCUGUACCUGGAGACAUGUCUACCCUCCAUGGGAGACGUCUUCUGUAUUGCAGAGUCCUACCGAGCUGAGCUGUCCCGCACACGGAGACAUCUGGCAGAAUACACCCAUAUAGAGGCGGAGUGUCCCUUCAUCAGUUUUAAUGACCUGCUGGACCGUGUGGAGGACCUGGUGUGUGACACCGUGGACCGUGUCAUAAACUCACCCUUCGGCAACCUACUGAAGGAGGUCAACCCGGACUUUCAAGCCCCCAAGCGUCCCUUUAGGCGGAUGAACUAUGCAGAUGCCAUCAAGUACCUAAAGGAAAAUGACAUCAAGAAGGACGAUGGCAGCUACUAUGAGUUUGGAGAGGACAUUCCUGAGAUGCCAGAGAGGAAGAUGACUGAUAAGAUUAAUGAGCCCAUCCUGCUCUGUCGGUUCCCAGCUGAGAUUAAGUCCUUCUACAUGCAGCGGUGUGAAGAGGACAGACGUCUUACAGAAUCUGUUGACCUGUUGAUGCCAGGUGUGGGAGAGAUUGUUGGUGGGUCCAUGAGGAUCUGGGACUAUGAGGAACUGUUGGAGGGGUACAAGAGAGAAGGCAUCGACCCCACACCGUACUACUGGUACACUGACCAGAGAAAGUUUGGCACCUGUCCCCACGGUGGCUAUGGGCUGGGCCUGGAACGCUUCCUCUGUUGGAUGAUGGGUAUUCACCACAUCCGUGAUGUCUGCCUGUACCCACGCUUCAUCGAGAGAUGUCGGCCUUAGAAAACUCGCGCCUGUCUUGAACCCUGCUUCAUGGAGACACAGGCAUUUUCUCAGGCAGUUCUGAUUAUGCACCAUCUAACGAAUUCCAAAAAUACGUAUUUGGAAAUAAUACAAUAUAGCUAGCAUGCAUGUGAAUUUGUCCGAGCUACGUUACAAAACUUGAUGAAAUGAUCCAUUAUGUAUGUUACAUGUACUUUCAAACUCUUCUUGUGUAUUGCAGAUCUUGUGAGAGAAUUGUUGGGACUCAGAUGGAGAAAUUAAAUGUUCUCAUUUCAUUACGUCCAAAUAGCAAGCUAUCUGAUGCCAAGUAGAAAUAAAACAAAAUAUUGGCUACCAAAUGGAACCAUAACUUGUCUAAUUCGCACUUCUACUAUUGACAGCCAAUUGACUGGCAAAUGAGCCCAGAGAUACUAGUAAUGCAGGCUACUAGUAUAUGAAACAUGUUGAAAGCCUGGAAGAUAGCCAGGUUUAUGCAACUCCAAACUUGAAAUUUGUAUGAAUGUACUGAUGCACAGAUUUGUGUAUUCUUUACACCAAUACCAAUACCAAUAUUGAUGUAUUCUUGUGUUUUAUAUGAUUGAUCAGCUGGUAUGUUUAAAAAUUCAUUUGUAAAUGCAUUUAUUGUACAUGUAUUAACAUUAUUAGAUAGAAUUAUAUAUGAGGUACAUGUUUGACUUAAUAAAUUAGUAGAUACAUGUAGAUUCCAAUACAAUCAAUUCAGCUAAAUACAAAGGGUAAGUUCACAUCAAACUCCUAAAUAUACAAUGUAACAGUUGGAAAUGAUGGUGUUUUAGGAGUUGAGUUUAUUGCAAGGAUUGCCAGGUAUUGGACCAGGAGAGAAGCAAAUUUUUUUUACUAAUCAUGGCUUUGAAAUAACGUAUAUGUAAUAUGCAUGAUCGAGAAAAGUAUGUUAGAUUAUGGUAGACCACCCUCUAGAGAAAAUGUUAUUGCACAGAAUGGUAUACUCUGUUGUUUGUUCUAUGAACUCUGCCACAAUUACAAUAAAAUAGAAUUUGCAUUAUGUUGAAUUGAA
This is a messenger RNA of Branchiostoma belcheri (Belcher's lancelet), 2938 nucleotides long. Its product is annotated as asparagine--tRNA ligase, cytoplasmic-like. Gene Ontology annotation, molecular function: asparagine-tRNA ligase activity; nucleic acid binding; ATP binding. NCBI's taxonomy places the organism in Eukaryota, Metazoa, Chordata, Leptocardii, Amphioxiformes, Branchiostomatidae. The transcript is spliced from 19 exons. Gene Ontology annotation, cellular component: cytoplasm. The coding region runs from base 229 to 1905 and encodes 558 amino acids. The record is from RefSeq and is a predicted model, not a curated record. Gene Ontology annotation, biological process: asparaginyl-tRNA aminoacylation.